Entamoeba invadens IP1 is the source of this 558-nucleotide messenger RNA. Its product is annotated as Density-regulated protein, putative. NCBI's taxonomy places the organism in Eukaryota, Evosea, Mastigamoebida, Endamoebidae. The record is from RefSeq and is a predicted model, not a curated record. Gene Ontology annotation, biological process: formation of translation preinitiation complex; translation reinitiation. Bases 1 to 558 code for a protein of 185 amino acids. Gene Ontology annotation, molecular function: mRNA binding; translation initiation factor activity. The transcript has a single exon.
AUGGCAACGGAAACUAUAGCACCAACAACUGAAAUACCCGAAGUUGUCGAAGACAAAGCGUACACAAAAAUCGUGUUUGAAUUGUGUCCGUUCUGUCACAUUCCAAAAGAGUACUGCGAGUUUGGGCCAAAUGCGAAGAAGUGUAAGAAGGCACAAGCAGAGACAGAGGAACAAGCAAAAGAAGUUCCAAAAGAAGAGGAACCCAAACAAGAAGGUGCUGUUGAAACAACACCAACCGAAGCAAAAGAACCCGAAAAAGAAGAACAAAAAGAAGUAAAGAAAGAGCAGGCGAAGAAGAAAGCCACUCACAACACUAUUAAAAUCACUAACGUCAAACGAAACAAAAAGCAGUCGGUCACGAAGAUCUCAGGCGUCAAAGCAUUUGGCUUAAAACAACAAGACGUUUCAAAAUUCAUCUCCAAAAAGUUCUCCGUUGGAGCUGCUAUUGAUAAAACACAGAACAUCGAUUGCAUUAACAUUCAAGGCGACUUCGUGAGAGAAGUUGCAGAUAUCUUACACGACCAAUUCAAAAUUGACUUGGAUAAUAUUGAGUAUUGA